CCUGACAAAUUGGAAACAUGGGGUUUGUCAGAGCUCGCAUCUCAUCCGUGAAAUCCGCCCGAGCGAAUCGCGCGUUGUUAGUCAGAGCUUUCGCAACUUCUCUGCUCCUGCGCGUUCGAGAGGAAUUCUAUCGUGAAUUCGUGAACCUCAUAGCUUAUACCAUCACCUCCCGUAUCCUUUUCUCCGUUUCAUUGUUAUCUGACGCGCUUGUACUUAUGCGCUGGUAUUUAUUAGGGCAUGGAUCGUUUCGCGUGGCUCAAGGCCCAGCCAUGGCUCAAACCACAUGAUUCUCUAAGCCGCAGCCUCGUCAACAAUCCCGACAUAUUCUCUGGCACCCCGCUGAACGCUUACGGGCCUAACACCGGACCUGCUGGUUCGGUCGACGAGCCAACUAAUCCUAAAGACCUUCCCGCUCCCGAGCCUAGCUGGGUAUAUAACGGCUACGGAAGCUUCCAUGUCAGUGCGUCGGAACAGUACGGAUCGCCGACCAUAGGAGUGCUUUCGCAGCACGAUUCGCGUUUAGGCUGUUUCGAGUCGGCUCAACGGACACCUGUUCAUGAAAAGCGUCGGAAUGAUGCUAUGCUGGGUCUGCUUGCUCCCGACGCCAUUCACCUCGAGUUCGCCAUGGACCAGCGAAACCCUAACGCCACGCUUUUCGCUGUCCGCGUGGGCUGCCUGAUCCUGCCCGCCCUGGCGUCACCAGAUCCAACGCCUGCAGUACCGGCAGCAGCAGCGCCAGCAGCAGCAGCAGUGCCAGCACCAGCGCCACCGCCAGCACCAACCACGCGCCUCAGGACUGUGCUCGACUUUGGAGCAAAUGGCGUCUUCCUAUUGGACGCUGCUGCCGUCCGCCAGCUCAUCAGAGGCACUCGAGUAUUGCCGUGCUCCACGUAUCAUCAGCGGGAAGGGCUUUACAACAAGCGGCCUGAAAGUAACCAACAUGGUAACAGUGAUGGUAACAGGUGCUACAGUACCAAGAGCCAUAUAAAUUCUGAUGGCGGUUUGAAGAGAAAGCUUUUUCGGGAGUACGGGGAGGGGGACAGGGGAAGCAACGGAGAGGAAAGGGCAGAGCAGAUCGGAAGGAGGGGGGGGGAGAGGAGAGGAGGAAAAGAGGGAACAAAGAGGAGAGGAGCAAGAGGAGAGGUAGGGAGGAGGGGAGAGGGAGAGAGGAAGGGAGUGGGAAAGGGAGCACGUAAAACAGGAAAGGGUGUAGGGAUAGCGAGGGGGGGAAGGGUUCAGGUAACAGGGAACAUGAAGGGAAAAGUAGGUAUGAAGGGAAAAGUAGGUAUGAAGGGAAAAGUAGGUGGUGUUGUGGCAUCAGGCGAUUCUGGGUUGAAGUAUGGGACGGCGGGGAGCAAGGGAGGGACAGGGGCGAGAAGGGAUAGACAGAGCAGGAGAGCAUGGGAUGGGGCGGAUGGUGAAGGGGUUAGGGAGGAGGAGGAGGGUAGGGAUGAAGGUAGGGAGGAGGGUAGGGAUGAGGGAGAGGAGGGAGAGGAGGGAGGGGAGAGAGGGAGAGGGUUGGAGGAGGAGGAUGACAGUGAUGUUGUGCUGGUGGAGGGGCCUGGGGAAGGAAGAGAGGGUGAGGAGGAGAGGGAGGGAGAUGAGGAGAGGGAGGGAGAUGGGGAGAGGGAGGGAGACGAGGAGAGGGAGGGCGAGGACGAGAGGGUGGGUGGGUGUGGGACGAGUGGUGCUGCGGGUGUGGGGAGUGACGAGGGGAGUAGGGCUUUGGACGCGUCGCAGAAGGCUGUUGGUAUUAGGCGUGACGAGGGCAGCAAGCGUUUUGAGGCGUCUCAACUUGCUGUUGGUGUGGGGAGUGACGAGGGGAGUAAGCAUCUGGAGGUUUCCCAAAAAGCUGUGGGUGUGGGGAGUGACGAGGGGAGUAAGGAGUGGAAGGAGAGGCAUGUGAUCUGCACUCAGUUCCCGACCAAAGCCAGCUCUGAGACACCUCCGAGCAGGGAUAGGCAUGCCAUAUGCACUCAGUUCCCCACCAAAGCGGGCUCUGAGACACCCCCGAGUAGGGACAGGCAUGCGAUCUGCACUCAGGCUCCCACCAACGAGGCAAGGAGAGGGGAGGUGGGGAGCGGAGAGAGGGAGGAGAGAGAGGAGGGGGAGGAAGGGGGGAAGGAAGAGGAGGGAGGAGAGGAAGAGGAGAUGGAGGAAAUAGUAAUGGAAGAGGAGGAGGAAGAAGAGGGGGAUGAGGAGGAAGAGGAGGGGGGUGAUAAGGAGGAGAAAGAAGCAGAUGAGAGGGAGGAAGAAGAGGAUAGUGAAGGAGAGGAUAAUGAGGGUGGAGGAAGGGACGAGAGGUGUGAGGAGGAAGGAGGGAGCAUGGAAGAGCACGGAGGUCCGGAGGAGGGAGAUGACAGGGUAACGGAGGAGCACAGAGGACUGGAUCAGGGGAUUGACGGGGGUUGGGAGGAGGUCAAUGAUGAUGGGAUAUGUGCUGCCUGCCGGCAUGUGCCUUAUGUCAGCCUGCUGCUGCCGCAUGUCACUUUCACUCUGCAUGGAUCAUGUGGGUCAGAGCAGCAAGAGCAGCAAGAGAAGCAAGUGGAGCAGGAGGAGGAAGCGGAGAAAGAGGAGCAAGGGGCGGAUGUUGAAAGUGCGGCUCUCGCCAUAGCAGCUUCUAUGGCAGCAGCAGAAGAAACUACAUCAGCACCAUCAACAUCCGCAGCAGCAGCAGCAAUAUCAGCCGCAGCAGCUGCAGCAGCGUCAACCACCAGCACCCUCCCUCCAGCCCUCUCCUCACUCGCCUCCCCUCUCCCUUCUUUCUACCGGUGGGCGUCUGCAUGUGAGGGGAUGAGUGCAGCCGCAGUGGGGGCGACUGAGGCAUGUGGGGCGGACAGUUGGCUCAUGGCACACAUGCUGCGGGAAACAGCUCUGCUUUCCGCUAUUGGAGAGGCGGCCCACGAGGAGAUGGUGGGAGGGGCUGCAGUGAUUCACACGCAGUAUGCAAGUGCACAGGAGGAGCUGAAGAAGGAACUGGAGGGGUCCCAGACGCAGGCAUUCAGACGCAAAGGCCCACCUCCUAGUCCUGCUGCGUUGAGGGAUAUGAGGUCCCUGCUUGACAAGGUUGGCACCCUUAAUGGACGGCAGCUUUUAGUGGAUAUUUUCCAGAAUGGAAAGGGGUAGCAUUAUAAUUAGGUGCAGAGGAGAUACAGCUGUCGAAAGAUACAGCUGUCGGAAUUUAACAAGCAAUUCAGCCGCCAUCGGGGAUGUAGCUCAGAUGGUAGAGCGCUCGCUUAGCAUGCGAGAGGUACGGGGAUCGAUACCCCGCAUCUCCACGUUGCCUCCAUUGACAUCUUUUCCCGUGGGAAAGCCUCUCCAGUUUCAUCCGUGUGCGCUUGGUUUCAGCUGUCGUGCGGGGGUGUCUGGCCUGGGCGUGCUGACUUUUGGCGCUUACGUGACGGGAGUAGCUGUUGGCGGGCAGAUGCGAUAGGUUCAUCGAGGGUUCCACCGUUCCAUCGCAAAACAAUCGGACAGCCGAGGAAGCGAUCUGUCAAGCCUAGAAGGCCACACGCCGGUUCCCUCGUCGCUGACUGGUCGCUGCCGUCAAGAGAUUUGCGUGCGACGUAUUCGCGCCGGCGUAACUGACUCUACUGCGCUACAGACGUACCGGAUCGUCGAGGUGACGUAACGGGUGUUGCCGUAAUGUAGCUCCUAUCGCGACUGUAGCGUCGACGAGGGUGGCGCUGGUAACCUUGACCGCGUAUCGGGCCUGUUUAUAACGCGAUGGAGCAUCGUCAUCAGCAGCAGCAGCGUCGCCGUUCAGCCGCCAGCGCGACUGUGGUGUUCGUCGCGUUUGGGACGCGGGGGGACGUGCAGCCGCUUGCAGUGCUAGCAUCAGCGCUCGCUGCAGAGAGCAGAUCACAGCAGGGGGGAGCGGAAACGAAGGGAAACACGGC
Molecule: messenger RNA, 3899 nt
Organism: Closterium sp. NIES-67
Lineage: Eukaryota; Viridiplantae; Streptophyta; Zygnematophyceae; Desmidiales; Closteriaceae
Source: the annotation of a GenBank genome assembly